UCUCGUCAACCUUUCCACACUUCGCCCUGCCAACGGUGCACAGCAAUUUUCGGUCCAAGGGUCGGAGGGUAGUCCUGUCGCUCCCUUAAUUAUUCCUCUCCCAAUUUGGCAGGGCUCGCUCAGGCCUGACCUUCCCACCGGCCGUCGAGUGUGAGGACGGAAGCGUUCAGACCCCAUCAUUCCAGGCAGACAACCUACGGAUCGCUCGACCGUUUUCUCGAUCUCCGGAAUGGCCGCUUAAGGUUCUGUCACGAAACGACUACCACGGGCUGGCGGGGCACAAUCUUUUUACGUAGCACGUCUUGUGUUGAGGUCAAACCCGAACGACCCAGAUCCAAUUGAACCGGCACUCUUACUCCGUCGUCGAAGACCGUGCCAGCGAGGGGGAACCACUGGCCAAGCAGCAGCAGCAGCAGCAGCAGCAGCAGCAGAAAUACCGCGACAUAUUACAUUGAAUUGCCCGCCAUGGGAUCGCAACACUUCGCCCCGAGAUGGGCAAGCUUCGGCAUUGCUGCGCUGCUCUGCAGCAUGAGCCGGGCACAGCAGCAGGCAGAUGGACCUUCGGUUCCUCAGGUCUAUUGCGCUACCGUCAACACCGCCGAUAUGGAUCCUCUCUUUUCCAACUGGCAGAGCGAUGGACGCUGCUACGGUAACUGCACCGACCUCAAUUACGCCCUCGCUAUUGUCCAGAACAAGAACUGCUGGUGCUCGAACCUGGUCCCCAACAAGGCCGACCGAAAGCCCCUCAGUGACUGCCAAAAUCCCUGCCCGGGCUAUCCCAGUGAUUACUGUGGCGGCGAUGGGGUCUUUGGCUACAUGUACGCCGGCGGCAGCACGCCAACGGGAACAGCAGCUCCCGGCGGGUCUGCCACGGGAGAGCCGUCCUCUAGCACCACCGGCGCCACCACAUCGGGCCCACCAUCUGUGACAACCAUCACCGUUGGCGGAACCAUCCGAACGGUGACCGCCCCUACCGUCCCCACCGCCACCGAUGGCACGUCCAUAGGCGACGAUAAUGGCUCCGGCCUCAAAGGAGGCGCCAUCGCCGGUAUCGUCGUCGGCGUCGUCGGCGGGUUACUCGUGCUGGCCGCCUUUCUAUGGUUCUGCUUUGUGAAGCGGAGGAAAGACCGCGAGGCGGCCGAUCUCGGAUUACAAACCGGGGUCGGCGGGUCCCCCGGCAGGAUGGCGACGCCCAAGUCAGGCGAGAUGACCGAGAGCCGGUACGGCAGCACGCCCGGCGGGGCAGCCGCGGGCGCCUGGGACUCCCAGAACAAGCGACGCAGCCACCUCAUGCCUGUCGACCCCAGGCUCGACCCAUUCGCGACCGGCCUCUAUUCCGGCGACCAGAAUAGGAGCCGCGAGAGCCUCACUUCGCUGCAGGACAACCAGGACUAUUCGAGACGCGUGCAUCAGGCACCGAGGGUUUUGAGAGCCACAAAUCCGGAUCCAGAAGAGGAUUAAUUUAGCCACCGUUUCUUCUUCUUCUUCUUUCGGUUCUCAAGUCGAGUUGGAUCCAGUGCUUCAGGAACAUAGGCGGGCUCCCGCUUUCCGAACAUGCAUUUUGUCUGCAUCAUGCGAGGUUGUUUUGUUCUUUUUUUUUGCAUUUGCAUUUCAAGAUACCACGGCGUUCAGAGGGAUAGUCAUGGGAAGCAGGUUUUCUUACGUACGGGAUUAUUACAGGGGCUGGCUUGGUCAGCGUACCACGUACUGGGAUCGAGGAGGUAAAACGUCAUGCUUAGAUUGGUGUGGCGGUCUCGGAUCAGUUCAGCUCGGGCAGUAUUUGGGUGGGAAGAGGGUGGAUUGGGCUCGAGAAGAGAUGCUAUAUCGGCCGUGUAUCUCUCCAAAACGAGAGCAGAAAGGAGUAUGCCGGGCGAUGUCAUCAUCAUAGGUAUGAUGCUUCAUGGCACUUCAAGACCGCGUCUGUUCCCAAACUUUGGGGUUGGAUUUUGGACGCAUCUAGGGAUAUCACAGCAAAAGUCAAAUCAAUCGGUUACAACGGC
This is a messenger RNA of Thermothelomyces thermophilus ATCC 42464, 2000 nucleotides long. RefSeq lists its product as uncharacterized. The transcript has 3 exons. The record is from RefSeq and is a predicted model, not a curated record. The coding region runs from base 466 to 1461 and encodes 331 amino acids. NCBI's taxonomy places the organism in Eukaryota, Fungi, Ascomycota, Sordariomycetes, Sordariales, Chaetomiaceae.